AGAGACUUCAAACUACCCCCCUCAGAAGAACAACAAGGGCUCAGUUUUUGUCAGGGUUUGCCCGCUUCAAGGCGCACCAGCGUCGUCAUUUUCACAACGCCAGUUUCUAAAUUUGGAAACCUAUAGAUUGGGACGGCUGAGUCCAAGUAGUCUGCAUCUGAGUGACAGGGGCAGAGGGGGGAAAAAGGGCCCUCUGUGACGAACAUGGAGUUGUUUAUGGACUGGGAGGAAUUUUAAUGUUUUAACCAGACAAAUCUGGGACAAAACCAAGUUGAGUGUUUUGUUACAGCUCCCCCGACCCAAGGGAAUGAUUCGACGUUUGUUUCUCGCCGUCGUCUUUAAUCUCUGUGUGUCUCAGUGCCAUGGGGGCUGUGCGGAGGUGGACUCCAUGACGGAGGCGGUGCUGGGGAAGAGAUUCCUGCUCGGCUGCAUCUCAUGUAAGAGGAGAGAGGAGGUCAUCGCUCACACCACCGUGGAUUGGCACUUCAAACCGGAGGGAGAGGAGGAUUUUCGGCAUAUCUUCCAUUAUGACCACCCUGAGGCCAGCAUCCUCCAUGAAGGCUUCAGCAACCGUAUCAGCUGGAAAGGCACGAAGGACACGGAUAUUCAGAUAGGAGCCAUUUCUAUUCUCAACAUCACUUUUAAUGACACGGGAACGUACCGCUGCACCUUCCACCGCAGCCUCUUUCUGCCUUUGUCCAAUGAGAACGUCACCGUGGAGAAGGAGGUGGAGCUCAGCGUGGUAGCUGUAGCCAACCGGGAGCUGACGGCGAUGAUCUCAGAGAUCAUGAUGUUCGUGCUGAUCAUAGUUCUCCAGCUGUGGCUGAUUGUAGUUCUGGUCUACUGUUACAAGAAGAUCUCGCAGGAGCACGAGGCUCGGGAUGCUCACAAGGCCUGUGUUUCCAGCCUCUUAGGGUCAAAAGGCAGCUGUGAUGGGGUACAAAUAGAGUAGCUCCAGUUCUGGGAAACAAGAAUCUUUCUGAAACUCCACAAAUGCCAAGAUAUUUCAGCGGGAAACUACGUCCAAGAAUUGAGGCGUGAAUGCCCCUUGCACGCAAACAGAGGGGCAUACGACUCGUAUGAAAACUUACGUAGGAGCCAACAACCUGAAUGAGUAGACUGAGAACACCGUUUUUGUAAAUGUCCACCAGAUGUCUUUGUGUGCUGGUGUCUCAUUAGACCAAGCGGCUACUGUGAUUUUCCGGAGUCGGCUGUAACUGUUCCUGAAUAGAUGGCUGUGCCUUGCCUGUGGUCCACUGCCUUCUGCCUGCUCUCACCUAUUGACUACAGAUCUUACCGGACCACCACACGGUCUCAAAUAAACCUCUGAAUCCUGAA
This is a messenger RNA of Lampris incognitus (smalleye Pacific opah), 1338 nucleotides long. RefSeq lists its product as uncharacterized. NCBI's taxonomy places the organism in Eukaryota, Metazoa, Chordata, Actinopteri, Lampriformes, Lampridae. Gene Ontology annotation, molecular function: sodium channel regulator activity. The transcript has 6 exons. Bases 308 to 952 code for a protein of 214 amino acids. The record is from RefSeq and is a predicted model, not a curated record. Gene Ontology annotation, cellular component: voltage-gated sodium channel complex. Gene Ontology annotation, biological process: sodium ion transport; regulation of heart rate by cardiac conduction; cardiac muscle cell action potential involved in contraction.